Dentiscutata erythropus is the source of this 2436-nucleotide messenger RNA. The record is from the annotation of a GenBank genome assembly. NCBI's taxonomy places the organism in Eukaryota, Fungi, Glomeromycota, Glomeromycetes, Diversisporales, Gigasporaceae.
GAUGCCAAAAAGAGUGUAAGAGGUAUCACAAAACAACAGCUUAUUGAAAUACGUGCAAUGAACAAUCCUCCUGAAGCAAUUAAAAUGGCAAUGACUUCAGCAAUUGAUAUGCUUGAUCGCAAGGCCGAUAAUUGGCAAGCAGUGCAAGUUAUCAUCCGAAGUGAUGAUUUCAUUAAUAGUAUUGUUAAUUAUGAUAUUAAUAAAAUGACUAAAAAUAUAAGAAAAAAAAUUAAAACCAAAUAUCUCGCCAUGCCUACCUAUAAUUUCGAAAAAGUAAGCAGAGCUAACAUGGCAUGUGGUCGUUUGGUCAAAUGGGUGAUUGCUAUUGUUAAUUGUUCAGAUACUCUUGAAAAUCAUAGUUCAAUUCGUAAGGAAAUGGAAGAUUUAAUGGUAGCACAAAAUCAAAAUCAACAACAGCUUGAGUGCCUGCAUCAAAUGAUUAAUGACUUAGAAAAUGUUAUAACAACAUAUAAGGAUAAAUAUACAGACAUAAUUAAGGAUAAAGAAGCUAUCAAAAAGCAAAUGAUUUCAAUUAAGAAUAGAAUAGAUAUAUUUGUAAACCUUGAGAGUUUAUCAUCUGAGAUGAAAAAAUGGGAAAUUAUUAGUCGAGAACUUGAAACACAGAAGGAAACAAUUGUAGGUGAUGUAUUGCUUUCGGCAUCAUUCCUUGCCUAUGGUGGAUAUUUUGAUCAGCAAUAUCGUGAGAUAUUAAUCAAAAAAUGGAUCAAUCACCUGUACAAUUCCAAUAUUCAAAUUAAACAGGAAUUUUCGGUGGCAGAAUAUUUGUCAUCACCUGAAGAUCGUCUUUCCUGGCAAGUAAAUUCUCUUUUAGCUGAUGAUUUAUUUACAGAAAAUGCCAUCAUGCUCAAGAGGUUCAAUAGAUAUCCCCUCAUAAUUGAUUCAUCAGGUCAAGCCUUUUCAUUUUUGAUAAAUGAAUUUGAGAAAGAUAAAAAGGUUAUUAUCACAAGUUUCUUAGAUAACUCAUUUGUUAAGGUCUUGGAAGAUGCUCUUCGUUUCGGUUAUCUUUUAUUCGUUCAAGAUGCUGAACAUUUUGAUCCUAUUUUAAAUCCUAUUCUCAACAGAGAAGUGUGUUAUAAUGGUGACCGUGUUCUAAUAAGAUUGGGAGAACAGGAUAUUGAUUUUUCUCCAUCAUUUUCACUUUUCCUAUUGACUGGUAAUCCUUACUUCAAUUUUUCGCCAGACGUAUGCAGCAAAGUAACAUUUGUAAACUUUAUUAUGACACGCAGUAGUUUACAAAAACGUUGUCUCAAUGAAUUACUUAAAGCUGAACAAUCUUAUACGGAUCAGUUACUAACGAAUUCGAUUACGACUCAAUGUAAACUUAAAUUGCAGCUGAGAUAUCUCGAAAAAUCUAUUUUACAGGUUUUAAAUGAAUCAGAGGGCAAUAUUUUGAAUGAUGAUAAAAUACAAGAUACAUUGAGGAAAUUGAAACAAGAAGCCGCUGAAAUUAUUCCCGCAAUUGAAAAAACAGACAAUUACAUGAAAGAACAUAUAGCACAAUACGCACCUUUGGCUUGUGUUUGUAGUUCUGUCUUCUUUGCCAUGGCACAAAUGAACCUACUGCAUUACUUCUAUCAGUUCUCUCUCGAAUACUUCUAUGAGAUAUUUCAAUUUAUUCUUUUUGAAAAUCCAAAUCUCAAAAAUAUUAUAGAGCCUGACGAACGGUUGAAAAUUAUCACUCGUGAUCUUUUUAAAGUAACUUUAAAGCGGGUAUCACGAGCUUUGCUACGCAAAGAUUACGUUACAUUUGCAAUUUUAUUAUCUCAAAUUAAACUUCAUGCAUACCCUGAUCAAAUUACAGAAACUGAAUUUGAAAAUGCUUUUGAUAUCGGUACAUUGAAUAAAAUAAAAGAAUUCAUGGCUCUUCCAUGUUUCAUGAUACUUAAUAAACACUUUAAUGAGAAUUUCGACGAAUGGGCACAAUUUUUGAAGUUUGAUGCACCAGAAAAGCAAAUGUCUGAACAUUGGGUUGCUUCUUUACCUCAAACAUUAACAAUAAAAUAUUUCCGUCCUGAUAAAGUUAUUUCUGCCGUAACUGAACUUUUAUCUAUCACAUUCGAGCCAGCUUUCUCUUUUAAAACUAAAAUUUUUGACUUUAUAUCAUUGGUGUUAGAUGAAGUUCAACCAAAUACUCCUAUUUUUUUAUGUUCUGUUCCUGGAAAUGAUGCAAGUUAUUUUUUAGAACAUCGUGUAUUCGAACUCAAAAUUAAAUGCAUGUCUAUUGCCAUGGAUUCUUGUGAAGGUUUAAUCUUAGCUGAUCAAGCUAUUGCAGAUUCAAUUAAGUGUGGAUAUUGGGUUUUACUGAAAAAGGUUCAUCUUGCAACACCAUGGCUAAAACGUCUUGAAGAUAAAUUGCAUAACAUGAAAGCACAUAGAAACUUUAGACUUUUUCUUGACAUGGAAAUAAAUGCUAAG